GUCUAUAGCAUUCAAAAGGCCUCGGAUUCGACUCCCUCCCAUCCUCUUCUUCUCCUCUCUCUCUUAGGGUUUCCGAGAAAAAUAUUCUGCGCCAAAAGACGUUUCCGAUAGCUUAGCAAAGUUAGACAUGGAUCAAUCAGAAACGCUGCAAGCACAGCAGCAGCCCCAGCCGAUGAUGGCUUAUGGGCCUCAUUCAUAUCAGACCACGACUAUGGUGGCGGCAGGUACUCCUGCAACAGGUGUGACAUCUCCGACGCAGCUGCCACCGACGUUCUCCAAUACGUCCCAUCUUGCAUUUCAGCAAGCCCACCAAUUCCAUCACCAACAGCAGCAACAGCAACAGCAGCAGCUCCAGAUGUUUUGGGCCAACCAAAUGCAAGAGAUUGAGCAGACGACAGAUUUCAAGAACCACAGCCUCCCGUUGGCCCGGAUCAAGAAGAUCAUGAAAGCUGAUGAAGAUGUGAGGAUGAUAUCCGCAGAGGCUCCUGUGAUAUUCGCCAAGGCAUGUGAGAUGUUCAUCCUCGAGCUGACUUUACGUGCUUGGAUCCACACUGAGGAGAACAAGAGAAGGACGCUGCAGAAGAAUGACAUAGCUGCUGCGAUAUCAAGAACCGAUGUGUUUGAUUUCUUGGUGGACAUAAUCCCAAGAGACGAACUGAAAGAAGAAGGGUUAGGGGUAACGAAAGCAAGCAUACCAAUGGUGGGGUCUCCAGUGGAUAUGCCCUACUAUUACGUGCCGCCACCGCAGCAUCCGGGGAUGAUAAUGGGAAAGCUGAUGGAUCAAACAUCGGUGUUUGCACAGCAGCAGCCACGACCAGCGAUGGCGUUCAUGCCGUGGCCGCCUGAGGGGAAUCAGCAGCAGGAGCAGGGUGAGCGUGACGAGUCUUGAAGAGCACUUACAGUUACAGGGGGGUUGGUUUUAACUUUGAAGUCGCUGGGUAAUGUGUUGUCGAAUUCCUGUCCUCCCUCUGGUGUGUCUGUAUUCGUAAGAGUAAACAAUGUGGUGUAUGGUGGUCUUUAUUGCAGUGGAAGACAGAUCUCAAAUUAUGCAAUUGGUUUUGUGUAGGAGAUUUUGGUUGGAUUUCAAAAAAUAUGGUGAAACCCGAAUCUUGGGUUUGGAUU
Tarenaya hassleriana is the source of this 1122-nucleotide messenger RNA. RefSeq names its product nuclear transcription factor Y subunit C-2. The transcript is spliced from 2 exons. NCBI's taxonomy places the organism in Eukaryota, Viridiplantae, Streptophyta, Magnoliopsida, Brassicales, Cleomaceae. Gene Ontology annotation, biological process: regulation of DNA-templated transcription. Gene Ontology annotation, cellular component: nucleus. The record is from RefSeq and is a predicted model, not a curated record. Gene Ontology annotation, molecular function: DNA binding; DNA-binding transcription activator activity, RNA polymerase II-specific; protein heterodimerization activity. Bases 128 to 889 code for a protein of 253 amino acids.